AGCCCCUGUUGGCUCUAAAGAAAUCGAAGGAUUACUCGGGCAUGAUCGGGCGAAGGGCAACGGUGCUGUAGAGCAUGGACUUUGACAUCCGUGAUCGGAAGCACGAGAGACACGAGAAUGCAGACGGACUCACACGACUGCACCGGCCUGAGAAAGUUCCGAAGAGUGCGGAGGUGAUUCCGUGGAACGAACUUGAACAGGAGAUCGGACCUCGGUACGGCCAAGUGGAGAUCCUGGCGAAGUCAGUAYAGGUGACGUGGACGCAGAYCAGCGAGCAUCCUGCGUGGAUCGAAAAUCCGGAGCUGCUGAUCAUCCAAGCUUGGAGGACUAAUGUGGAGGGUGAUCUUCUUGGCUUUCUCUUUGGAUCGGUACAGCCGGGGCGCCGCCAGCUGAUUGCACAGGAUSACAUCGCGCYGAUCGUGCAAUUGGYRGRCGAUCUCUCGCCCGACAUCUAUUCACAGAGUGACGACAAUCCUGCUCCGCACGUUCUCGAGCGAUCAUUGGAUCCAUAUCUUCAGUGGACUGCGUGCUUGGAGGAGCCCAGGGACAUACAUACGUUGUCGUCGCGGCAGGAGUAUCUGAAGCCGUACGAUAUCAUCCCUCACGCCUUCUAUCCGAGGGCAGAGGAAGUGAUGAUCGACGGCGAUGAAGAAGAGGACGAAGACGAGGAAACAUCGGAGGAGGGAAGCUAUAGCAAAUAUAGCGAGGCGGAGCUGAGUGAAGAAGAAGAGGAGGAAGAAGAAAUCGGAUCUGAGUGGGAGGCCUUGCCGGAGGAAGCGACGCGCACGGGAACGGAGGCGGAAGAUCCGGAAGAGGCGCGAAAGCGCGAAGAAAUUGCCACCGGGAAGCGCCAGCUGGAGUUUGCCAGCGAAGCUAGCCUGCGCAUCGGUAACGAUCCGACCAGGGAUCCAGAGCCGCCAAAGCCCGAAGAUGGCGACCCUGCAGCCGCCACCUCAAGUACUGCGCGACGGAGACGGAGUCGAUCCCCCUCCUCCCCCAGCCCCACCCGUCCCUCAGUUCGCCCACGUACAGAUGCGGGCGAUAGGCCUUCGUCCUCGGAUGCUAUCCCGCCGACCUCUUGAUUUUCUCMCCCUCGAACAGAUCCGCGACCUGUCACCUUCCCUCCCCAUCCCUUCCUCCCCCAUCUCUUUCGCGA
This is a messenger RNA of Chara braunii, 1156 nucleotides long. The record is from the annotation of a GenBank genome assembly. Lineage: Eukaryota; Viridiplantae; Streptophyta; Charophyceae; Charales; Characeae.